CCAUAUUGACCAGCGAAGGGAGAAGACCAAGAUCUCUUUGUGUCUGAUCUUUUCAUUAGGAACACAACAAACUCGAAUGCUCAGAAAGUUUACUCUCUGUUUCCAACACAAGCAGAGGAAUCCUUCAUAUGCGACCGAACCAGAUGGGAGCGAGCGAUAUAAUAAUUUGGACGCCCCUAGCUUCAGGAAUUUAUUCAACGAAGUCAGGGUACUUUGAAACAGCAAAUGCAGAGGCCAUAACUAUGCCUAACUUCAAGAGAAAUACAGAAUUCAACUGGAUAAAAAAUGUGUGGACCAUUACAACGGCCCUCAAGAUCCAAAUCUUUAUUUGGAAAGUACUACAAGAAGCUUUAUCUUUAGGACCCACACUCCAAAGAUGUGGCUUACUAGCUGAGGCUGUUACUUGCUCACGCUGUGGAGAAGCGGAAACUGCAAUUCAUAUCUUUCUCAAUUGCAGAUUUACCAAACGAAUCUGGAAGAUCCUCCCCCUCAACAGACCUACUGAUCCAACUACUUUCGACUCCUUUGAACAGGCCAUUGCUAAGCAAGCUAGGAACUCUCUGAUCUUUGAGAAACUUGAUCUUAGCCAAGAAGAUAUAGUAUGCAAAUCCCUGCACCUAGCCAGAGAAUGGAAAGAAGCUCAACUUCCAAAAGAAGUACAACAUUCACUCCAACCGAGACCUUCCCCAACUUUAGAUCAGGAGGCUGUGACUUGCCACACGGAUGCGUCAUGGACACCAAAAAAUGGGGAAGCAGGCUUUGGCUGGAUAUUUUUAGACUCUACGGGGUAGGCACUCGGAGAAGGAUCCUCGACGGAACCCCAUGUGGCUUCUGCGCUCAUGGCAGAGGCCAUUGCUAUUCGUGAAGCUCUGCUACAUGCAAGGCACUCCACUUCACUAAAAUCUCCAUUCGCUCAGAUAAUCAGGUGCUUAUCAAAGCACUCAACUCGAAACAACACCCGGUGGAAAUCUAUGGAUUAACACUGGACAUCGAGUCUCUAUCAUCUAUGUUUUCUUCGUUGCAUUUCGCCUUUAUCCCUAUAUCUCUAAACUCUGUUGCUGAUAAGCUUGCAAAAUCAGCAUUAUGUAACUCCAACUCUUCUUUGCGUUGAGGCUUUUAUUUAAGUAAUUGGUCCUUCAAAAAAAUUGAUGUAAUUCAAUAAUUUAUAAAACAUAAACUAAUAUAUUUAACA
This is a messenger RNA of Raphanus sativus (radish), 1192 nucleotides long. RefSeq lists its product as uncharacterized. Bases 129 to 791 code for a protein of 220 amino acids. NCBI's taxonomy places the organism in Eukaryota, Viridiplantae, Streptophyta, Magnoliopsida, Brassicales, Brassicaceae. The transcript has 2 exons. The record is from RefSeq and is a predicted model, not a curated record.